AUGGACCUGCCACUGGAUGUAAUACGGGAAAUUCUUGGGCACAGCUCUAUUGAGGAAGCAGUAAAAACAAGCAUCUUGUCCGAGAACCCGAUUUAUGCUAAAAAUUGGUCUCGACAUACAGACGUCGUGGUUGACAGCAACUUCUGGGAGGAGCAUUCGACAAGGAAUCAACUAGACCCAGGGGCAGUUGCAGAGAUAGUCUCCGGAAUUCUGUAUAAUCACAAAGGUCCCAUUCGGAAGCUUAUUCUCUGCAUUCCGCGAUGUCUUGUGGAAGUCGUUCCGGUCAUACGAUAUGACUGGGUCCGACAUAUAAAUAAGUGGUUGUUUUCACUACAUUGGAACGAUAUCGACGAAAUCAUCUUGUAUAAUUACAAUGAUGAGACAUACAAGAUCAGUUUUCUAUAUGCGUUGGUAAAUUUGACAAGUUUGGUUCUUGGUAAUUGUAUAUUCUACCAACCAUUUGGAGGCUUUCGGAAUCUCCAUUGCAUUCGUCUUGACAACAUAGAUUUUGGCUCGGAGAUAGUUGGUACUGUUACCUACAAUUUCCCAAAUCUUACCUUUUUCAAGGCUGUAAACUGCUCUGGCUUUAGACAUUUGAAAAUCGAGGCUCCAAACCUUGAGAGGUUUAAUGUUUGUGCCACCAACGGUGAUGAAACGACUAUGUAUAAAUCGGGUCAAAUAGGUUUAAAGCGGGACACCAAAUCGGUGAAGGGGGUGGUGGUUUUUGAUGAGGGACUUGUCUAUCUAAUCGGGUUAAGUAUUCUUCGUCGGCCCCAAGAAGAAGAAACUUGCCCAGAACUUGAACCAAACUCACGGAAGUGGUCUAGACGUUUUCCCAGUUAA
Molecule: messenger RNA, 843 nt
Organism: Camellia sinensis
Lineage: Eukaryota; Viridiplantae; Streptophyta; Magnoliopsida; Ericales; Theaceae
Source: RefSeq, a predicted model, not a curated record